AUGUCUGAGUGCAUCACGAGCUACAUCCGGGAGCGCCUGGUCGACUUGGACCUGCCAGAGGAUUUCGUUGUCAAGAUCCUCUCUGCUGUGAUAGCAUGCAGCAUCGCCGGAGUGUUCGUCAAGCUGCUCCUCUUCGGUGAGGAGGGCCCGAGGCGAUACACGAUACCGUCGCCGAAAUUCCCCGAGCAGGAACGCAUAGUCGACGAGGCGAGCAUAAAGAUCACCGGAUCAACCGCCCUCCAGUGCUACGCCCCCGCCACAGGCCAAUUCCUCGGCCUCAUCAACCCCUCCACAGCCGACGGCAUCGACCGCGCCAUCGAAGCGGCCGCCGCAGCCCAAAAGAAAUGGGCAACGACCACCUUCCGCGAACGCCGCGCCGUCAUGCGCUCCAUGCUCCGCUACGUCCUCGACAACCAGGAAGAGCUCUGCCGCGUGGCGUGCCUCGACUCGGGCAAGACCAUGGUCGACGCCCAGCUCGGCGAGAUCCUCGUGACGGCGGAGAAGCUCACGUGGACGCUCAAGCACGGCGAGGAGGCCCUCCGGCCGUCUAGGAGGCCGACCAACUUCCUCAUGUCGUAUAAGAGGAACGAGGUGCGCUACGAGCCGCUGGGCGUCGUCGCCGCCCUCGUCAGCUGGAACUAUCCCUUCCAUAACCUCAUCGGCCCCGUCAUCUCGGCGCUGUUCGCGGGUAACGCCAUCGUCGUCAAGGUGUCCGAGCAGACCGCCUGGAGCGCGAGCUUCUUCGCCAAUGUAGCCCGCGGCGCCCUCAUCGCCCACGGCCACGAUCCAGCCCUCGUCCAGCCCAUCGUGUGCUGGCCCCACGUCGCGCCCCACCUCACCUCUCACCCUUCCAUCUCUCACAUCACCUUCAUCGGCUCCCGCCCCAUCUGCCACAAGGUCGCCGCUUCGGCCGCCGAGGCACUCACCCCCGUCGUCGCGGAGCUGGGCGGCAAGGACCCUUCCAUCAUCCUCUCGUCCGCCAAGAACGACCUCGACCGCAUCUCCAAGAUCCUCCUCCGCGGCACGUUCCAGUCCGCUGGACAGAACUGCAUCGGAAUCGAGCGCAUCAUCGUCGCCGACCCGCUCUACGAAAAGAUCAUCGCCCUCGUCGAGCCUAAAGUCAAAGCCCUCCGCCUCGGCCCCAAAGCCGACGUCGGCGCCAUGAUCUCCGACGCCUCCUUCACCCGCCUCGAAAACCUCGUCGCCUCCGCAGUCAAGGACGGCGCCCGCCUCCUCGCCGGCGGCAAACGAUUCCCUCACCCCGAAUUCCCCAAGGGCCACUACUUCCAGCCCACCCUCCUCGUAGACGUGACACCCGACAUGGCCAUCGCCAACGAAGAAUGCUUCGGCCCCAUAAUGGUCAUCAUGCGCGCCCCCUCAACCUCUCCUUCUUCCCGAUCCUCUUCCCCACAAGAACGAGCAGACUCCAUCCUCGCCAUCGCAAACGCGCCCUCCUUCGGCCUCGGCGCCUCCGUCUUCGGCAAAGAAUCCGACCCCGUCCUCCCUCUCGUCGUCUCCGGCCUCCGAACAGGAAACGUCGCCGUCAACGACUUCGCCGCCUUCUACGCCGUCCAGCUCCCCUUCGGCGGAGUCGGUGGCUCGGGCUACGGCAAAUUCGCUGGCGAGGAGGGCCUGCGGGGCCUCUGCAACGCCAAGAGCGUGUGUCACGAUCGCGCGCAGUGGCUCGGUAUUCGGACGGGGAUCCCGCCGCCCGUGCAGUAUCCUGUCGCGGAUCAGGAGAGGAGUUGGAGGUUUACGAGGGGCGUCGUAGAGGUGGGUUAUGCGUUGGGUUUGGGCGGGAUGUUUGCUGGAGUUUUCACUAUUCUUAAGAAUAUGUAG
Scedosporium apiospermum is the source of this 1839-nucleotide messenger RNA. Its product is annotated as putative aldehyde dehydrogenase-like protein. The coding region runs from base 1 to 1839 and encodes 612 amino acids. Gene Ontology annotation, molecular function: aldehyde dehydrogenase (NAD+) activity. The transcript has 3 exons. Lineage: Eukaryota; Fungi; Ascomycota; Sordariomycetes; Microascales; Microascaceae. The record is from RefSeq and is a predicted model, not a curated record.